This is a messenger RNA of Cydia amplana, 909 nucleotides long. RefSeq lists its product as uncharacterized. Gene Ontology annotation, molecular function: nucleic acid binding. Bases 23 to 907 code for a protein of 294 amino acids. The record is from RefSeq and is a predicted model, not a curated record. The transcript has a single exon. Lineage: Eukaryota; Metazoa; Arthropoda; Insecta; Lepidoptera; Tortricidae. Gene Ontology annotation, biological process: DNA integration.
AUAUCCCUUUUUACACACGGGAAUGGAUUUUGCCGGACCAGUGCUGAUAGCUGACCGAAAGGGUAGGGGUAGCAAAACAAUUAAAUCGUAUAUUUUAGUUUUUGUCUGUCUUUCAGUCAAGGCUCUUCACUUGGAACUUGUCACAAGUCUAACGACAGAGUCGUUCCUUGCUGCUCUCCGCCGCUUCAUGAGUCGUCGGGGAAAGCCUCAAACUCUGUAUUGUGACAAUGGGACUUCGUUUGUCGGGGCAUCAAACGAACUUAGUAACCUUUUAAAACAUAAUCACGAUAAGCUGCAGUCAGGUAUGGCAGAAAACCUUAUUAACUUCAAAUUUAGCCCGGCUUACUCACCGCACUUCGGCGGUCUUUGGGAAGCCGCAGUAAAAUCAACAAAAUAUCAUCUCAAACGCAUUCUAUCUCUUACACAUUUAACGUAUGAAGAAUUAAAUUGUUGCCUGAUUCAGAUAGAAGCUAUUUUAAAUUCUAGACCCCUAACACCUUUAUCUUCUGAUCCAUCUGAUCUGACCUACCUAUCGCCCUCUCAUUUCCUUAUUGGACGUUCUCUUCUGUCAGUCCCACAAGAAUCGCUGACUGAAGAAAACAUCUCACGGCUUGAACGGUUCCAGAGAGUUGAAAAACUCAAGCAGCAUUUCUGGAGCCGCUUUUCUAAUGAGUAUGUUACUCUCCUCCAGCAGAAGACGAAGUGGCACACUUCGACGGACCAGCUGCAAGUUGGGACUAUGGUCUUAGUCAAGGACCGCGCACUUCCUCCUCUCCUGUGGCUGCUGGGACGCGUCACGAAGCUGUACCCGGGCACGGACAACGUCACCAGAGUCGCCGACAUCCGUACGAAGAAAGGAGUCAUCCGUAGAGCUUAUAAUAACUUGUGCCCACUCCCUAUUUCGUAAUU